ACGCUAAUAAGUCUUAUUAUUUGUUCUCCAGUUAGAAAUAUUUACGUCGUAUAAAAUACAUAUUUGAUUCUUUAUUUAAGGAUAAAUCGUCUCGAUGCGCUAGAAGCACUGUGCCGCUUCUUCUCCUGCUAUCUUUGCUUGUUAGUUAGCUUAGCUCGCUAGUUAGCUUAGCUUGUUAGCUGCUAACAGAAGACACAGAAGUUAUCAACACAUCGCUAAGUAGAGAUCAAGUGUGAGAGUAAAGUGUUGUGAUUGUGGGAAAAUGUGCGAAAGAACGAUAGAGGACAAGGCAUAACUUUGUCCAACAAAAGAGGAGAAGGAGGGACAACAUCAACUCCUGGACGCUGUUUUCAAGAAACAUCAAGUUGUGUUACACAGAACAGACGUCUGUGAAGAUCAUCUUCUCUCUGAGCAACAGGAGUGGAGCUUCAGGAUGGUGAAGGAGGAGUCACAGCCCUCUUACUUUAAAGAGGAAGACAAGGACCCACUCCCCCCCCACUUUAAAGAUGAAGAGGAAGUGCCAGAGACCCCACACUUUAUAAAGAAAGUGAAGGAUCCACUGACCCCCAACUGUAAACAAAACAAGGAUGAACCACUGACCCCCCACUUUAAAGAGGAGGAGGAGGCGCCACAGACCUCGCACAUUAAAGAAGAGGAGGUGGAAUACAACAUCAGUCUGGGGGGAGAGCAUAUUGAAGGACUGGUGGAGUUCCCAGUGACUGGUGUCCCUGUGAAGAGUGAAGAUGAUGAGGUCAAAGGUGAAAGUGAGGAGAAGAGAGAGGCGGAGCCUCCAAGCAGCAGCUCAACACAACACAUGACAACAGAAGCUGAUGGAGACCACUGUGGAGGAUCACAAGCAGACAAGCUCUUAGCUCCACUAUCAGAUAGUGAGGACACAACGUCACACUCUCCUGACACUGAUGAUGAAGACUCUAAAGAUGAUAAGACAUGUCACACUGACAACACUCACUUGAAAUGUUCUCACUGUGACAAAACCUUUAAAUACCAUAGUGAUCUGAAAACACAUAUGAGAAUACACACUGGAGAAAACCCCUUUACCUGCUCAGUAUGUGGUAAAAGUUGUGGACUAAGUCAGAAUUUGAAAGUACACAUGAGAAUACACACCGGAGAAAAACCUUAUGUCUGUUCAAUCUGUAGUAAAAGUUUUGUACAAAGAAACCAUUUGGAAGUACACAAGAGAACACACACUGGUGAAAAACAUUUUUCCUGUUCAAUCUGUGGUAAAGGUUUUAGAGAAAGUCACAAUUUGAAAAGACACAUGAGAACACACACUGGUGAAAAAUCACAUUCCUGUUCAAUCUGCAACAGAAGCUUUUGUCAACGACCAAACCUUGUAGCACACAUGAGAAGACACACAGGAGAGAAAGUGUUGAGUUGCAGUGUGUGUGGUGAAAGAUUCUCAUAUAAGUACCAGUGUAAGAAACACAAGUGUGCUGGUGAGAACAGCAGCAGCAAAUGAAACUGCAGGAUUAGAAAUAAACUGUCAAGACUUUAAUUUUGACUUUCUAACUACAUCAGCACAUAUAACAUGUGUGACAUUGUUGUUUGUGUAAUAAUCUUCUUAAUAUGCUUCUACAUUUAUAAAUUAGAUAUUUUAUAUUAGUGCUUUUUUCAGUCAAGUACAUGCAUUAAAAUGCAACAUUGUGUACUUUUAUUAAAACAUUUACAGAACAAUUUGACUGAAAAGGUGAGAGUAAACAGUACAAGACAUAUUUUACACACUAAACAUUUUAUGUGUAUAUAUAUUCAUAAUACAAUUUUAGACUUAUUCAUAAAAGUGUUUUAUAUAGGUGUUUGGAAUAUUGAAGUGUUACGGAUUUCUAUUUCUAAUUGUUAAUGAUCCCAUAGAUUAGCACCUUUAUAUGAUAUACAUAUGUACUGGUUCACAUCUGAAACACCUUCUGGACCACUUCAGGAAGCAUAUUAUUAUUUACUUUAUACAUCAUGUGAACAGUUGUCUUUUAUACAAUUUUAAAAUGUGUGACUUUAUGAAUCAUUUGUUGGGUCUCUAUAAUAAAUUUUAUUAAUUAUCUUUAUUUCUUUUGUAAUAUGAUGAUUGUGUUGUGAUUGUAAUUAUCU
Entelurus aequoreus (snake pipefish) is the source of this 2100-nucleotide messenger RNA. RefSeq names its product oocyte zinc finger protein XlCOF8.4-like. Bases 434 to 1480 code for a protein of 348 amino acids. The transcript has 2 exons. The record is from RefSeq and is a predicted model, not a curated record. Gene Ontology annotation, biological process: regulation of transcription by RNA polymerase II. NCBI's taxonomy places the organism in Eukaryota, Metazoa, Chordata, Actinopteri, Syngnathiformes, Syngnathidae. Gene Ontology annotation, molecular function: DNA-binding transcription factor activity; RNA polymerase II cis-regulatory region sequence-specific DNA binding.